This is a messenger RNA of Rangifer tarandus platyrhynchus (Svalbard reindeer), 1692 nucleotides long. The record is from the annotation of a GenBank genome assembly. Lineage: Eukaryota; Metazoa; Chordata; Mammalia; Artiodactyla; Cervidae.
AUGGCUUCACAAGCCAGUGCAGCUCUGGCCACCGACGACAGUGGCCGCAGGAAGCCCCGUCUGGCAGCAUCACUGCAGAUCAGCCCAGGGUCCAGCCCCUGGAGGCCUUCGGCCAGUCUGGGCCAAGAGUCUGCACCCGCCCCCAACGCAGAGGACGAUGAACCGGGCGGGCAGCUCCAGGCCUCUACAGCGGCUGGGGAUGGGCCCGCCGGGGACUUCCCGAAGGUGGCCAGACAUCUGGGCCUGCUUCUCAAAGACCCACCGCCGGGCCAGGCCGUGGCCUCGCUUACUCAGUACGCGGCCAAUCUGGGCGUCUCCCUGAUGUUUCGAGAAGGCCAAACAGCAGACCCCUGCUUGCCCUUCUCUGUGGCCGUGGAGCUGGAUGGGGUGGUCUGCCCCCCGAGCACUGCCAACAGUAAGCAGGAGGCCAAGCAGCAGGCAGCUCUGUCUGCCCUCCACUACAUCCGGCGUCAGCUGCAGGGCCCAGCCGCAGGGGCAGAACCCCCAAAGACCCCCAACCAGCCUCCUCUCACUCCUCUGAGCAUAGAGAACAUCGUGACCCACGAGCAGCGCUGCGCGGCUGUGGUCAGCGCAGGCUUCGACCGCCUGGUGGAUGCCAGCUCGCCAUACUGGGCCUGCAAGGGGACCGUGGCCGCGGUCAUCCUGGAGCGAGAGGUCCCGGGCGCCAGGGGCCAUGCCAAGGAGACCUACCAGCUGGUGGCGUUGGGCACCGGCGGUGGCAGCUGUGCCGGGUGGCUGGACUUCUCGGGCCGGCAGCUCCACGACUGCCAUGGGCUGGUGGUGGCCCGCCGGGCCCUGCUGAGGUUCCUGUUCCGGCAGCUCCUGCUGGCCACGCAGGGGGGCCCUAUGGGCAAGGAGAAGUCCGUGCUGGCCCCCAAGCCGGGGCCCGGGCCCCCCUUCGCCCUCAAGCCCCGGAUCUUCCUGCACCUCUACGUCAGCAACACGCCCAAGGGAGCUGCCUACGACAUCUACCUCCCUCCGUCGUUGGAGGGCGGCCUCCUGCACGGCCCCCCGCUCCGCCUGCAGGCCCACAUCCGGGGGGAGCUGAAGCCGGUGUGCUACGUGGCCCCCGCGCUCCGUGACACGCACGUGAGCUGCCUCUCGGCGAGCGACAAGCUGGCGCGCUGGGCCGUCCUGGGGCUGGGGGGGGCCUUGCUGGCCCACUUCCUGCCCCCGCUCUACACCACCAGCCUGGUCCUGGCCGACUCCUGCCACGACCCCCCGACCCUGAGCCGGGCCAUCCACACCCGGCCCAGCCUCGACAGGGUCAUGGGGCCGUGCCUGCCAGCCCCCUACACCCGGACCACGCUCCACCUCUUUGCAGGGCCCUCGGUGGCCCCCUCCGACCUCCCCCCCAACACCUGCCAGGGCCUGAGCCUCAACUGGAGCCUGGGGGACCCCGACGUCGAGGUGGUGGACGUGGCCACCGGGCGUGUGAAGGCUGACGCUGCCCCCGGGCCUCCCUCGCGCCUCUGCAAGGCCUCCUUUCUCCGGGCCUUCCGCCAGGCUGCCAGUGCCCUCGGGAAGACCCACCUGCUGACUUUGCAGACCUACGAGGCAGCCAAGGCCGGGCCCUAUCAGGAGGCUCGCCAGCAGCUGUCCCUCCUCCUGGACCAGCAGGGCCUGGGGGCUUGGCCCUCGAAGCCGCUGGUGGGAAAAUUCAAAAACUGA